Messenger RNA from Gossypium raimondii (Peruvian cotton), 2310 nucleotides. Its product is annotated as BTB/POZ domain-containing protein NPY4. NCBI's taxonomy places the organism in Eukaryota, Viridiplantae, Streptophyta, Magnoliopsida, Malvales, Malvaceae. Gene Ontology annotation, molecular function: protein binding. The record is from RefSeq and is a predicted model, not a curated record. The transcript has 5 exons. The coding region runs from base 291 to 2138 and encodes 615 amino acids.
AAAAGUUGAUAUAUUUUUCCUGCAAAACCCCAAAAGGAACUAGUGCUCUCAAGUUUGGGUUUUUAAGGAAAAAGGUUUGGAUUUUUAAAGGGAAGCCAUUGUUAUAUGAGAGGGAUUAGUGUUUGAGAUUUUGGGUUUUUUUUAUUAGUGGGAAAUGUUAAGAUUUGGGACAUUUUAAAGUUUUUUUUUUCUAGUGAACCCCUCAAGGAUAUAUUUGUAGAUCGAAGAAGCAGAGCUGAAGUUUUCGAGUGCUCGAAAGAGAGUAAAGUUUCGAUUUUUUCUUUAUCAAGAUGAAGUUUAUGAAACUGGGAUCCAAGCCUGAUUCAUUUCAGACUGAUGGUGAUCAUAUCAGGUAUGUUGCAACCGAGUUGGCAACUGACAUAGUUGUUAAUGUUGGGGAUGUGAAAUUCUACUGUCAUAAGUUUCCGUUGUUAUCUAAAAGUGCACGUUUGCAAAAGCUGGUCGCGACGUCGAAUGACGAGAACGGUGAUGAACUCCACAUUCAAGACAUACCGGGCGGACCUGGAGCUUUCGAAAUAUGUGCUAAGUUCUGUUACGGCAUGACGGUCACUCUCAACGCGUACAAUGUCGUUGCUGCUCGAUGUGCCGCGGAGUACCUUGAGAUGUACGAAACCGUUGAGAAAGGAAACCUUAUCUAUAAAAUCGACGUUUUCCUCAAUUCGAGUAUAUUCCGGAGCUGGAAAGAUUCCAUCACUGUUCUUCAAUCAACAAAAUCUCUACUCCCAUGGUCCGAGGAAUUAAAGGUGGUUAGCCGCAGCCUCGAUUCUAUAGCUUCCAAGGCUUCAAUUGAUACUUCCAUGGUGGAAUGGUCAUACACUUAUAAUAGGAAAAAGCUCCCGUCUGAAAAUGGAAACAGUCCGCAAUGGAAUGGUGUAAGAAAACAACAAACCGUUCCAAAGGAUUGGUGGGUGGAAGAUCUUUGUGAGCUUCGUAUCGAUUUAUACAAGCGUGUGAUAACGACAAUUAAAACAAAAGGCAGAGUUUCGGGUGAUGUAAUCGGAGAAGCACUAAAUGCAUACACGAUGAGAAGAUUGCCGGGUUUUAGCAAGGGUAUGAUCCCAAAUAAUGAUAUAGUAAAGUAUCGGUCAUUAGUGGAGACCAUCGUGUGGCUGCUGCCAGCCGAGAAAGGAACCGUUUCUUGUAGCUUCUUGCUUAGGUUGUUAAGAGCAGCCAUUUUAUUGGAUUGUGGAGAAACAGAAAGAAACGAGUUGAUGAGGAGAAUCAGUCAGCAGCUUCCCGAGGCAACCGUGACCGAUCUUUUGAUUCGUGCUCCAGCUGAAGAAGCAACAAUAUACGAUGUCGAUAUAGUUCAUAACUUAGUCGCCUCGUUUAUGACCCACAUUUCUCAAACCGACCCUGUUAAGAAAGAAUUCCUGGAGAGUACUAGAAGUCCCAAGUUUGGACCGGAUGCUUCUAAAGUGUUGGUAGCGAAGCUAAUUGACGGCUACCUAGCUGAAAUUGCUCGAGAUCCGAAUUUACCGGUUUCAAAAUUCGUUAACCUUGCUGAAAUUGUAUCAAGCGUCUCGAGACCUUGUCAUGACGGACUUUACCGUGGCAUAGACAUGUAUCUGAAGGAACACCCGGGAAUCAGCAAAAGUGAGAGAAAGAGAAUAUGCAGAUUAAUGGACUGCAAGAAGCUAUCGGCUGAGGCCUGCAUGCAUGCUGUGCAAAACGAGAGGCUUCCAUUACGUGUCGUCGUGCAGGUUCUUUUCUUCGAGCAAGCCAGAGCCACAACGUCCUCCGGCAGUAGCACCCCCGAUCUUCCGGGGUCCAUUAGAGCCCUUCUCCCAGGAGGGUCUCACGGUAGCUCAAGGUCCACAACAACCAACACUGAAGAGGAUUGGGAUUCGGUGCCAACAGCCGAGGACAUCAAGGCUUUGAAAGGGGAGCUUACAACUCUAAGAUUAAGCGGCGAAACAAACAGAAAUGGCACGGCUAAAACCGACAUCGAAAGGGUGGCGGUGAGUAGAAUGAAAGGUUUGGCCAUGUCGAAAAUAUUCUCGAAACUCAAAUCGAGUAAGGAAAGAAACGGUGAAAUCAGCAGCAGCGAUACGUCGGAGAGCCCCGAAGAAACGAAGUCCACUCCUUCCGUAAGUAGGAAACAUUCACUGUCUUAGGUUCAGACCACACACCUUAGCAAAUGAUUUGAUGCAUAUGCCAUGGUCUGGUUUUUUGUAAAAUUCUAUGAAAAAAAUGGACAGUAGGGAAUUAGAGACGACGACUGUUGUAGCUGGUUUUACUACCACUUGUAUUAAUUUUCCGAGCAAAUGGAACGAAGCAUAUUGAAUA